Echinops telfairi (small Madagascar hedgehog) is the source of this 1079-nucleotide messenger RNA. RefSeq names its product calcitonin related polypeptide beta (gene CALCB). Gene Ontology annotation, molecular function: calcitonin receptor binding; hormone activity. The record is from RefSeq and is a predicted model, not a curated record. The transcript has 5 exons. Lineage: Eukaryota; Metazoa; Chordata; Mammalia; Afrosoricida; Tenrecidae. Gene Ontology annotation, cellular component: extracellular region. The coding region runs from base 184 to 576 and encodes 130 amino acids.
UCCCACCUGUCUGGCGGUCUCCGGAGCGAGCUGUCUCCCGACUCUGCGCAUCCCAAGCAAACACUGAGGACAAGCAGUAGCAGCCCUUGCAAAGGCAGGAUCAGAACCAGGGUGCGCAGGCUAUCAGGCAGUGUGUGCUCUGCAUGCAGCGGUGAGUGACAUCAUUCUAUCUUUACAGCGAGGAUGAUGGGCUUCCGGAAGUUCUCCCCCUUCUUGGCUCUCAGCAUCUUGGUCCUGUGUCAAGCUGGCAACCUCCAGGCAGCGCCAUUCAGGUCUGCCAUAGAGAGCAGCCCUGACCCCACGGCGCUCAGCGAGGAGGAAGCGCGCCUCCUGCUGGCCGCCCUGGUGAAGGACUUUGUGCAGAUGAAGGCCAGGGAGCAGGAGCUGGAGAUGGAGCAGGAGACAGAGGGCCCCAGCGUCACUGCCCAGAAAAGAGCCUGCAAAACUGCCACCUGUGUGACUCACCGCCUGGCAGACUUGCUGAGCAGAUCAGGGGGCAUGCUGAAGAGUAACUUCGUGCCCACCGACGUGGGCUCCAAGGCCUUUGGCCGGCGCCGCAGGGACCUUCAAGCCUGAGCAUCUGAGAGACCCCUGGAAGAAGGCUACUGUGAUGCUGAACUCACCACUUCUAUUUAUUUUGUGGACAACAACUUGGUGAGAAGGCUCCGUGGAAGAUACACAUGUUUGCAUCCUAAUAGACCCUGAAAAAACAAAACAACAACAACAAAAACCCACCUUUGUCAUUUGAAAGGAAUGAAAAAGAAUGCAAAAUAAGUGAAUUCCAUAUUCGUUGUGCAUCAUUCUAAUAUUUUACUUUCUGUCCAGUAAAUGUGAUGGCAUCUCUCAUCGGCUUAACUAGUGGUAAAAUUGGUUCUUUGAGAGCCAACCUGUUGAUUUUAGCGGCUCUGCCAAGCCUUCGCGGGAAGUGAAAUCACUGCCUCUUGUGGCCCCCUGGGGGCAAAUGGUACAGGUGAUGCCGUGCCUUGUUGUCUAAGAAAAUGAUUGUAAACUUUGUUUAAGGCAAUGUCAAUAUUGUGCCAUUUGUGAACUUCAUCAAGAUUAAAGACAUAUUUUGGGUA